AUGGUUAUAUAUUGUUUUUACUUUCCUCAGCCGUUGGAGCUGGUUGUUGAUUCAAUUAAUAUUGAAGUUGUUCAAGAGAAGAACACCGGCUACCUUAAUUGUACAAUGGUUCUCGACGAAUCGCAAAUGAACCAAGCAAGCUGGUACUAUGGGGAAAAACAGAUCAGUAUUGGAAGCAAACUUUUGGAGCCGGUACGCAUAGGUCUCUAUGGUAUGGAAAAGUACCAAGCAAGAUUUUUUCCUGGGAGACCUGAUUUUGCACCAAAUAUGCCAGGCAUGGACAUUGACCGUCUUCAGACUUAUCAGCUCGAAGUUCGCUUUGCCGACAUUACUGACAAUGGGAUGUAUCGUUGUGUCCUGGAAAUCAAAUCCUUGCCGCGACGUUUGUGGCCAGAGGCUUACGGACGACUUGUGGUGACUCAGGCACCAAUCAUACUUCCAGGACUUGCAUCAAAGAUAGUUGAUGAAGGAGACUCCCUGACCUGGGUAUGCCAAGCUCAAGGGUCAGCGCAACCCCGUGUCAGUUGGACAAGAGCCAACGGACGGCCACUUAAUCUCCCCGGUUCCCCUCAGAGAAUAUACAACGAAACGCUCCACAUACCUCGGGUGAAUCGCUUUGACCGAGGCAUCUAUCGGUGCCAUGCCGCCAAUAACGUCUAUGGUUCCACUGAGUACGAUGUGAUGCUCGAGGUCAACUACAAACCACAAAUUCGUCUGGCGCGUUAUAAGGGAGCCUAUGGCCAGAAAAGUGACAGCAAUUAUGACGUCAUAAUGGAGUGCAUUGUAAACGGCUACCCGGAUCCGGACUUGCUUUGGUUCAAGGGUGUCUACGAUCCCAAGCUAAACAACAUUCCCCUUUACGACAGCGCCAAGUAUGAGUUGGAGAAAACUCGCAGCUAUGGGGCCGUGGGGACGAAUGUGACAGAUGUGAUUUCGCUUCUGAAAGUGAAAAACAUAAGAGAAAGUGACUACGGAAACUACACUUGCAUGGCUGCAAAUCGGUAUGGCAUGGAUAUGACGGUGACAUACAUCUUCUGUAAGUCCUUUACGCUGCUUUUCUGUUGCUAUAAAUUUGACUGA
Hydatigera taeniaeformis is the source of this 1080-nucleotide messenger RNA. NCBI's taxonomy places the organism in Eukaryota, Metazoa, Platyhelminthes, Cestoda, Cyclophyllidea, Taeniidae. The record is from the annotation of a GenBank genome assembly.